UAUUUUUAUUCAGAGUAUUAAAUUAAGUGUUGCAUUUAUGAAAACAAUGCCCGUGGAAUUAAAUAGCUUAACAGAAGGGUGGUUAGAACUGGAAAGUGAUCCAGGCUUGUUUACUUUACUACUAGAAGAUUUCGGAGUUAAAGGGGUUCAAGUGGAAGAAAUAUAUGAUUUACAUAAACCUUUAGAGAGUCCAGUUUACGGAUUUAUCUUUCUGUUCCGUUGGAUUGAAGAGAGAAGAUCGCGUCGUAAGUUUGUCGAGCAAAUUGAAAGCUUCGUUCGCGAUGAAGAAACUAUUAAUAACAUCUUCUUCGCUCAACAAAUGGUGCCAAACAGCUGCGCGACGCAUGCUUUGUUAUCGAUAUUGUUGAAUUGUCCGAAUCUUCAUCUAGGGGAAACGCUUAGCAGGUUAAAGCAUCAUACACUUUGUAUGAAUCCAGAGAAUAAAGGAUGGGCAAUAGGAAAUACACCAGAACUUGCCUGUGCUCACAAUUCACAUGCUAUACCACAAGCUCGCAAAAAGACUGAUAAAAAUGCUGGUGUUUCUACUGGUCGCUUCACAGGUGAAGCCUACCACUUUGUGAGCUUUGUGCCAAUCAAUGGCUCUCUUUUUGAGUUGGACGGGUUAAAACCCUAUCCCACUGAUCAUGGCCCCUGGGCCUCAGAUGAGGAUUGGACGGACAAGUUCAGGAGGAUGAUGGCUGAAAGGCUGGGCCGAGAUGCUGGAGAACAAGUGCAUGACAUCAGAUUUAAUCUCAUGGCAGUUGUACCAGACCGAAGGAUAGCACUCACACAGAGGUUAAGUGCUCUAGAAGUCAAUCAAAAACGAGUAAAAGAGGCAAUAUCAAAGAUCGGCAAACAUUUACGACAUCUAAUUAAUAAAAACAGAGAGUUUAGUGAAGACUCAAUACCUCAAAGUAAUCACAACGAUAUGGGAAACGACAACUGUAUUCAAAUAUCGGAAGAUGCGAUCCUCAAUGCGCUCGAUGCGUCAGAAGUGUCAACGCUGGACAUAGACUUCACACAAGGCAUCACUAUAGAGAUAGGCGCAACAGACCGAGCGCACUAUGACGAUAGCCUGACCCUAGCUGAUCCCGUGGAACCGGGUGCAGCUGUAAAGUUUGUUUGUAUAAAUGGAGAGAAUCAAAUACUAUCUGAUAUUCGGCCGACGUCGACGACGGCUCUAGUGAGGAGCGACGGCUUGCCCGUGGUGCUGUGCGGCGAGGCGGGCGAGCAGCCGCCGCGCAUGCGUAAGCUGCUGUUCGCGCACGCCGAGCUGGCCGCGCUCGCGGGCGCCGUCGCGGCCGCGCUGCAGGCGUGCCAGCAGGCCCUCAACGACGAAAACGAUAAACGAGAUAUGUAUAAGGUGGACGACUGCCGGCGCACUCACAACUACGACGAGUUCAUCUGCACGUUCCUGUCCAUGCUGACGGAGCGCGGCGUGCUGGCGGAGCUGAUGGCUGCGCAGCUGGAGCGCGGGCGCUCGGCGCGCGCGAGGCGCCGCCGGCCGCGCCCUCGCCCGCGCGCGCGGCCCCGGCCCCGCCCUCGCGCUAGGAAGUAGUGGACAAGAUACUCG
Maniola jurtina (meadow brown) is the source of this 1573-nucleotide messenger RNA. It is a transcript of the gene calypso, whose product is annotated as ubiquitin carboxyl-terminal hydrolase calypso. Gene Ontology annotation, cellular component: cytoplasm. Gene Ontology annotation, molecular function: cysteine-type deubiquitinase activity. Gene Ontology annotation, biological process: ubiquitin-dependent protein catabolic process; protein deubiquitination. The transcript is spliced from 10 exons. The coding region runs from base 38 to 1558 and encodes 506 amino acids. Lineage: Eukaryota; Metazoa; Arthropoda; Insecta; Lepidoptera; Nymphalidae. The record is from RefSeq and is a predicted model, not a curated record.